Molecule: messenger RNA, 6449 nt
Organism: Morone saxatilis (striped sea-bass)
Lineage: Eukaryota; Metazoa; Chordata; Actinopteri; Moronidae
Gene: tubgcp6
Product: tubulin, gamma complex associated protein 6
Exons: 25
Coding region: 322-6081 (1919 amino acids)
Biological process (GO): cytoplasmic microtubule organization; mitotic cell cycle; microtubule nucleation
Cellular component (GO): gamma-tubulin complex; spindle pole; equatorial microtubule organizing center
Molecular function (GO): gamma-tubulin binding; microtubule minus-end binding
Source: RefSeq, a predicted model, not a curated record
GGCAGAUAGAUGAUGGAAGAUGAAUAGAGCGACUAGCUAGCGACUAGCCAGCGACAAUAACAUCACAGCAUAGUAACUGGCAACAAUAAGCUGCAACAAGAAACCACUGAUUAAUAAACGCAGUUCGGAGCUGUUUAGAGGACCCACCUUCUGCAUAUUUGCCAUAUGAGCUAAGCAGGACAUCCAGUUGGUACUGUGGGCGUGCUAAUAACAAACCUUAGCAUGCACGGGAAGGAGUCCCUUUGGGUCUAUGCAAGAUUGAAACUGUCUGAAUCAACGGAAAACACACCAUUUCGAGAGGGCUGAGGCAACAGUGCCACCAUGUACUCGAGCCACAACAACCACAUGAAGCCCAGCAGCAGCAGCAGCAGCAUCACUGAGCUGCUGUCCGCCCUGUGUGACUCCAGCCUGACUGGGGUAUCAUGGAAACGCCGUGCCCUGGGAGGAGUCUCAAGAGAAGGUUUCCGCAGAGCUCUCAAGAAGUGUGCCUAUGGUGCCCUGCUGUCUAAGCUAUUCCAAGAUGGCACCAAAGGGUCUGCCGCAGGGCCGAGCGCCACAGCUAAUACACCACCCAGAAAUAAAGUCCUGAUGAUAUGUUUUGACUUGCGGGUGGCAGGGUGCCGAGAGGAGGCAGAGAGGUUGGAGGAGCAGCUGGGGAGGCUGCCCGAGGGAGCAUCCUCUGGCCUGGAGGAGGUAGACGCAGUCCUCGAGCUCCUGGUGCACUUGGCGGGUUCGGCUCCUCCUCCCCCUACCUCUUUCAGCAGGGACUACAUGAGACUAGAGAGGCCCGUGUUGCGGAGACCUCAACCCUGGGGCUACCAGAGUGAGGAGCUGCAGAGGCUGGAGGCCCGGGCGUGGGGUCUAGUGUGUGGGGAGGAAUGGGGGACUUUGGAGAGUUUGUGUGGAACUCAGAGGUUGAUGGAUGCCCCUCCAGGCACAGGACUGCUGGCUCUGAGAACUAAAUUGGAAGCGGAAGAAAGAUUUGAGCGGGAGACCAGGUUAUCGCUGUUUGGAGCACUGCAGCACACACGCACCUCAGACAUAGACAUAAGACUGGACCUGCCUCCCGUUCCCAGUAAUAUUGAUGUAACUGGGCUGACUAUAAGGGUCCCUUCCUGUUUAGAUCAGUCUGAGGAUGAGGGCUUCCAGUCAGCUUCCAACCUGACCCCAGACUCUCAGUCCGAGCCCAGCCCCAUUCCAGACGUUGAUAUAUGGGAGGCUCUCCGCACAUUUGAGCCAGGAAGACGCCGCUGCUGGGAGUCUGUUGGCUGCCCACCGGGAAAACGAGAGUCACUCUAUCUAACAGAGAGAGGCAGGGAGGCCUUUGACCAACUCUAUCGUCUCUGGGAGGGGGAGAUGAGGGUGGUCAGCACAAGUACACCCUCCCCUCUCCUCCCACUGCCCCUGGACUCUCAGAAACAACUGGUGUCUGACCUCCUCAACGUCUUGAUAGGAGUGACGUCCACGACCUUCCCUCUCAACCAGAGUGUUCAGUUUGACGUCAGACCUGGUGUGUGCGUGUCGGGAGCAUCUCCAGAGAGUGUGUCUCGUCUCUUGGGGGAGCUGGCCCAGUACGGCACCUACUACUUGAGGCUGAGCCGCUUUUCUCUGCAGAGUGCUGACAAAAAAGGACUAGUGUUUCAGGCUUUUACAGGUGGUCUGCGGAAGUAUCUGCAUUACUACAGGGCUUGUGUUCUCAGUACUCCACCCACCCUCAGCCUGUUGACUAUUUGCUUCCUCUUCCGCAAAGUCGGGCGCCAACUGAGGUACCUGUCAGAACUGUGCUGUGUAGAUGGACCUUUGGGUGCAGGCCAGGCCACCUUCCCUGUGGGCGUUAAACUGCUGUCCUACCUGUACAAUGAAGCACAGAAUAACUGCAGCAACGAGAACUAUCCAGUCUUGCUGUCGCUGCUGAAGAGCAGCUGUGAACCUUAUACGCGGUUUGUGUCUGACUGGGUAUACAGCGGCGUCUUUCGAGAUGUUUAUGGUGAAUUCAUGAUCCAGGUCAAUGAGGAGUAUCUCAGUUUCAGAGACAAACACUUCUGGGUCCAAGGCUACACUCUGAUCUCAAAGGAUGUGGAGGAUUGUGUGCCCCUCUUCCUGAGACACAUUGCAAAUGACGUGUACGUGUGUGGAAAGACCAUCAACCUCCUCAAGAUCUGCUGUCCACAGCACUACAUCUGCUGGUCAGAGCUGCCGGUGCCUCGCAUUGCUGUCACCUUCUCCCUCCAGGAGGUGGAGGAAAUUGAGAGGGACUGUGCUGUGUACCGCGGACGUCUGGAGACGGUUGCGAAGCACAGUGCCCUCAGCAGGGAGGAACAAGCCCAGCGAGUAGAGCAGGCACGCCAGGAGCUGAUCAAUCAGGUCAGAGAGUCAGCAGCCAGAACCCUGGAGAGCAUCCGCGGGCGGCAGGUGUCACAACGUCUGGCUGAGGAGGCCAAGAAGAGAGAGCGUUUUGAGGAGCUGAAACAACACCUGGAGCAGGAGCAAGAGUGGCGAAGUGCAGCCAAGAGGAAGCAGGAGGAUGAUGACUUUAGCUUUGCCAGAGAGGUGAGGGACAGAGAGAAGAGGCUACAAGCACUGGAGGAGCAACUGGAGCAGAGAGCCAGGAAGGAGCUGAUUGCCCAGUACAGCCGUCUGUCAGAGGAAGCAGCUGGCAGAGAGAGGCGGGCCAUGUGGCGGGUGCAGCGAAUGAGACUUGACGAAGCCCGGGCUCAGUUCUUCAUGCAGGACAGACAGCAGACUCAGGCAAUGCUAGAAAAAUAUCCUUUAGGCCAGGAGAGACCACCCAUGGAAAUAUUGCCAUCUGUUCCCUCAGCACAACAGACUGCACCACAACCAACACUGGAAUCUCCCUCUCAGGAUCGGCCUGAACAGCAGCCAGUGGAGACUGAAGAAUCUGAUGCAGUAUCACCACCGCUCGACCCAUCUUCAUCUGCCCUUAGAGUAGACCCUGCUCUCAUCUCUGAGGACAUUGACAUCAAUGAUUUUCUCGCUAAGUCACCAAAUCCUGACAGUCAGCACGUGGAUCUUGCCCUACAGGAGAUCGGCUCUGACCUACCUGAAGUGUGUCCUACAGCACAACUGGUAGACUAUGACUUCAGUGCCCCCUUUAGUCCACUUGAGGGUAUCAUUGGCCAAGCCUCCUCCCAGCCCCGGCCUCGGUGGGGACCUGCAGUCCAGCCUGAUCUGAUCCAAAACCACCCUUCUUUUUCUCACAUCCCCAUAGGAGAAAACAUAUCUCAAGUUCAGGAGAGGUUCCCCGAAGCCGGCCCCUUUGGUCAAGCCUCCAAAUCCAGCUUUCCUCUAGGCCAAUACACCCCAGAGGAGCCCCAAAAUACAUCUAAAGCAAGCGUUUAUGGACAUCCCUCUCAUUCCUCAGUGCAGCUCGUAGAUGGAAGUGGCUUAAGGCCAGACAACAAGCAUGCGGAAGUUGCAUCUGUUAUAGAACAGAAAUCUGAAAUGGGGAAUUUGGAAAGUAAAGUAGAGGCAAAAGAAAACAAGGGUAAACCUGUUGAGCAUACAGAAGAUGAUGUGGUUGAUACUGCCGCUUCUACCACACUAGAGCAAGGUGGUAAAGAUAAUGGUCACCACAAAGCGGUGACAAGUCUUUCACCUGAUACAAGCAGUCAACCCUGCAGUUCAGAUGCCCAGCAUGAAGCUGGUAAAAAUAUUUCUUUGCCAAACAUGCAUGACUCCAGUGCACACCUAAAAGCUGGCGAGCUGGUUUCAGAUGCCGUUGACCUGCAACCUUUGCGUAACAUCCAUGGACAUUCCUCUGAUGCUCACAUAAAGGUUGGAAUGUAUGUAUCAGGUGUAACUGCUCCUCUUCCACCCCCUAACAUCCACGGCCAUGCCUCAGAUUCACACAUCAAGAUUGGAACUCAUGUUUCCGAAGUUGAUCCUCCUCUACUUUCCUCCAGUGCUCACGGUCACUCUUCUGACUCUCACAUUAAAGUUGGGGAGAACAUUUCAGAUUUUGUCGCUCCACUUCUUAUUCCAAAUAUCCACGGUCAUGCCUCAGAUGCCCACAUUAAAGUUGGGGAUAAUAUUUCAGAUUUUGUCGCUCCUCUUCUUAUUCCAAAUAUCCACGGUCAUGCCUCAGAUGCCCACAUUAAAGUUGGGGAAAACAUUUCAGACUUUGUCGCUCCUCUUCUUAUUCCAAAUAUCCAUGGUCAUGCCUCAGAUGCCCACAUUAAGGUUGGAGAAAACGUCUCAGAUGUUGUUGCACUACUUCCUUCUCCCAGCAUCCAUGGUCACUCCUCUGAUGCUAAUAUAAAAGUGGGCGAGUUUGUUUCUAACAUACCCGAAGAGAGACUUCGUUCGAGUAAACAUGGGCAUGCCUCAGACUGCAUCCUUCAAACAGGCUGUGUAGUAUCUGGAACUGAACCCGCCUUGUCUGCUCUACCUGGAAGCUCCUAUGGUCACUCCUCAGACUCCGCCUUGGGUCUUGGAUGCGUAGUUUCAGGAGAUGAACCCAAACGUUCUCCUCUACCUGGCAGUGCCCAUGGUCAUUCUUCAGACUCAAAUUUAGGCAUUGGAUGUGUUGUGUCCAAAACUGAACCACUUCCAUCACCACUACCUGGCAGUGCCUACGGCCACUCCUCUGAUUCAACGCUGGGGGUGGGUUGUGUGGUGUUGGGAACGGUGCCGCAAGCCUUUGUACUACCAGGAAGUGCUUAUGGCCACUCAUCAGACUCUUCACUUGGAGUUGGGUGUGUGGUGAAGGGUAAAGACACUGGAAAUCAGCAGAAGAGAGAAGACAACGAAGAUGGUAAAGGUUCUAAGUCGGACAGCCCUGUCGAGCAGCUGGUUGAGAGCAUGGGCUCCUGGACAGCCGGCUUCGGUUUGUCCCCUGGAGAGAAGUCUGAGCAGGAAUACCUCAUGGCUUUGUCUACACAGUACCAGGUGGAACACUACGAAGACUGCUACAACCUAAUGGCUUCAUCCCCCGAGUGUCAGCUGCUGAAGCAGGUAACUCGGGGCCCCUGGGGCCUUCCUAUGGACCCCACACUCCGCAGAGCCACAGACACCACCUCUAUCCAACUCAGCGAGAUGGUUUCCCUGCCAGUUCUGAUAAAGCACUCUGUCACCACCCCACUCAUCACACAUGUAUCUUUGGUGAACAAGGCAGUGGUGGACUACUUCUUUGUGGAAUUGGGGGUGGAAAGACACUUUGAAGCACUGCGACACUUCCUGCUGAUGGAGGAUGGCGAGUUCGCCCAGUCCCUCAGCGAUCUACUCUUUGAAAAGCUGGGCAGUGGCCAGACUCCCGGCGAACUGCUGACCCCCCUGGUGCUGAACUCCAUCCUCAGCAAGGCCCUGCAGUACAGCUUACACGGGGACACCCCCUUAGCCGGCAACUUCACCUUCGCCCUGCGCUUCCUCCCGGAGACCUUCCACCCACACGCCCCCGAUUCUCUCAACUGUCUGGAGCUACGCUACAAGGUGGACUGGCCGUUGAACAUCAUCAUCACGGACAGCUGCAUGAACAAGUACAAUCGUCUGUUCUCGUUCCUGUUGCAGCUCAAACACAUGGUGUGGAGCCUCCGCGAGGUCUGGUUCCACCUCAAGAGAACGGCGCUGGUGAAAGGUGCCGGUCGCUCGGUGCAGUUUCAUCAGCUGCAGCUAUACAGACAUGAGAUGCAGCAUUUUGUCAAGGUGAUACAGGGAUACAUCGCGAACCAGAUCCUGCAAGUGUCCUGGAGCGAGUUCACAGCCAAGCUGGCCACUGCCAGUGACCUGGACGCCAUCCACCGCACACAUGCAGACUAUCUCAACAGAGCCAUCUUCAGGGGUUUGCUGACAGAGAAAGCAGCUCCGGUCAUGAACAUCAUCCACAGCAUCUUCAGCCUGAUCCUCAAGUUUCGGGCCCAGCUGAUCGCACAGCCCUGGGAGAGCCAGCAGGGGGAGGCAGUGCACCCCAGCUUCAUUGCCAUGCAGCAGUCGUACAACACCUUCAAGUAUUACUCUCACUUCCUUUUCAAAGUGGUGACCAAGCUGGUAAACAGAGGCUACCAGCCUCACCUGGAGGAUUUCCUCCUGCGUAUUAACUUCAACAACUACUACAAGGACUCCUGAGCUGAGCUUAUCCAAUGCAACAUUGUCCACCAUGAGUGUUUACAUCUUUAGAAUCCCCUAUAUGUGUUUAUAAGACAGAAGACAGAUAAUUAGACAUGUAUGACAAAUUACAAAAUACAACCAUUUACACCUGUACUGUAUACCAGGGAAUGGAUUUGAAUUUAUGUGCUUGAUGAAUGGCUUUACUCCUAAAUUGCCUGCUGCCAAAGUUUUUAAUUGAGAUAAAGCCGAUGCCUUCUGUAAUGCCUCCCAUGCUCAGGUGUGCCUCCAGCUGUGUAGAUUUUAAGUGCAUAUAAAUUAAAUGUCAUUAUAUGUAAAUAGAAAAGCAAAAUGCUUUGUUUAAUAAAUGCUCUAUUCUCUGCUGUGGA